CGACGCUACAUGAGGAUUUGUUUUUAUCCGGUGUUUUUGCAAUUCUCGUGUUUUUCUCGAAAUUAACUGUGAAUUUCGCGUGUGAGAAGUUGCGUUUAGUGUUCAGUUUCAAAUGAAAGUGCGUUCAUCACUUUUUAAUUCAUCGCGCGGUUUACUAUAGUGUGUUUCUCUUACUAAAAUGGGUGUUACUAUAGUGCAGCAGUUUCCAAUAGUCGAAAACAGAACAGGACCCCAGACGAUAGAAUUUCUGACCAAACGAAUCACAGCCUUAGGAGCGGUUCAGCAGGGGCAGUUUUUGGUCGAUUGCGAAACUUACACGUCUGUUCCUGCUUUAGGGCAGCAGCGGACGGUGCACGUGCUGCACAACUCGGAGCACCCCGCGUCGGUGUUUUCGAUCCUGGACAACGGGACGAAGACCAUCACUUUGGUGGCAGAUCAGCUCUUCGACUUGCUCAUGCUCAAGAUGACCUCCAUCUACACGAGCAAGAAGCAAACUCGCCUCGAGGCCAAGGGACCCCGCUUCGAGCUCGGCGACUUCCUCGUCAAGCUCGGCACCGUCUCCAUGGGCCAGAACUUCAAAGGAGUCCUCGUUGAAGUUGAAUACCGACCCUGCAUGGUCCCUGGUAACUGCUGGGAACUGUUGCGAGAAUUCAUGCAAGGUUUUCUAGGAACAUGCGUUCCUAAUACAACUCCACAAUAUUUCCAGAAUCGAUUGAACGACAUGUACCAGCCCACCGAUACAAUCCACCAAUACCUCGAACACUUCUCAAUGUUCCGGAAAACCUCGGGCGUUCUAACCUACUCAUGAAGGAUCUUCUAUCUCGCUCACGCCACUUCUCCAAAGAUCUCUGUCAUUUCAGUGGGGUGAUUGUUGAAAUUGAUAGACAAAGUAAUAGACAAAGUAAUAGAAGACAAAAAUAAUAUGGAGAGAUCCUAUUCGUGGAAGAGGGUGGUUUCAAUGGACAAAGGACGCAGGUAAUAGACAAACUAACGGCAACCCAUGAGAGUUAGAGAGUUAGUCCAUCAUUUACCCCUUUAGUCUAUGAGAACCACUCAUUUAAACCAAUAGGAUCGCUUCAUACUCCUUAAGUCUUCUUUGUCUAUAGCUAUGUCUAUAAAUUUCAACAAUCAGCCGCAGGAACCGGUCACAGAUGCCGCAAUGCAGCAUAGUGGAUCAAGUCAAUUAGAGAGGUCGGACACCGAAGUUUUGACUAAAAAUACAAAUUUUGAUAAUUAUUUCAUACAUUUUAAAUUUCAAGGGUUGUUUGUUGAGGACAAUUUUACGAGGGAACUAAUGAAACCACUUUUAGAAUCUCAAAGUUUUGUAUAGAAUUACAUGCGUUUAAAGCUUCUAAAUUUUGUCCGACCUUCCUUAUUGCAUCGAUCCACUGUAUGCCGUCAGCAAUACUCCGCAUUUUAAAAUUUACGAAGUUUCAAAAUCCGAAGUCAUUUCAAUACGUUUUAGAAUCUUGAAUUCCUUAAUAAUGUGAAUGUAAUAAUAUUUAUUUUAUAAUGCAAUCUGUGAAAGGACACAAUUUCUUGAAACAGAAUAACUUGAUUGCCUCAAAAAUUUCGGACAAAUUUAUUUUUCAUUGAUUUUCUGAUUUUUAUUUAUUUCCUCUCUUACUUUAGACUCGGCCAUGGAUGUCGUCAGCAAUACUCCGCUUUUUAAAAAUCACGAAAUUUCAAAAUCCGAAGUCAUUUUAACACGUGUAAACUUACAGUAUUAAAUUCUUAAAUAAUGUGAAUAUAAUAAUUUUUAUAUUAUAAUAUAAUCUGUGAACGGACUGAAGUAGAAUAACUUAAUUACCUCAAA
Bemisia tabaci is the source of this 1816-nucleotide messenger RNA. RefSeq names its product Mediator complex subunit 20 (gene MED20). The record is from RefSeq and is a predicted model, not a curated record. Lineage: Eukaryota; Metazoa; Arthropoda; Insecta; Hemiptera; Aleyrodidae. Gene Ontology annotation, biological process: regulation of transcription by RNA polymerase II. Gene Ontology annotation, molecular function: transcription coactivator activity. Gene Ontology annotation, cellular component: mediator complex.